AAUGGCGGACGCAAAUGGAAAUAACUCUAUUCUUUUCUUUUUUCUCUUUUACCUUUUUAAACCAGUCCACGGCGAAAAGCUAGAAAGAUUACUACCAGAAAAGCUCUUGGUGAACGAGAUAUUACAUCAUAUGGAAUCAGCUGUAUACUUAUUACAAAACCUCGAAAAGCAGUGCAGUUAUGAGCUGAGAAUUUCUUAUCCUGCAACUGUCCCUACAGAGUUUCUUAUCAAGCUGAUGAACUCCACAGAAUAUUCACGUAAUAAUAAUGGGAGGAAAUUAUUAAAUACUGAAAAAAUAGUCUUCGAAAAUGAUCAACAUAAUGAGCAAUAUGCAAAAGUCACUGCCAUAAGAACUGGGGUUCCUCUUCAUUCAAGUAGGCUUCAAGAUCCAGUCAUUUAUAACAUUGUUUUAGAGAAGCUCUACCUUGGCCUUCCUUGGGAAGUUUGGAAAACAGGAAUGUUCAUCGUCAUUACUCUAGCUAUAAUCAUGAAGUAUGUUUUACCUCAGUUGCAAAAGUACUUUGAGCUCCAACGUCUUCAGAUGCAAAAACAACUCAGUUAAUUGGAUUUGUGUAGGGGAAACAAAUACUUCAAAAAGGUUUUUAUCUGCAGCAAACAUGGAUAGGAAGUUCACUAGAUGCGUAACCACUUCAGGAAGCCCUCAAAAUACAGAAAAAAGCAUUGCGAAAUAAAAGUGUGCCGUAAAGUUUCUGAAGGAGCAUGCUUCUGUAGCCCUUUAGAAGCUUAUACCUUUGCAGGUGCACCGUUUGUUUCAAGGUACAUUGGCCAAUGAAAGAACAAGGUUGAGUACAUCUUUUGCCAGUAACCAAGAAAAUAAAAGUCGGAUUAAGGAAAGGCACAUUCGUAUACAGGAAGUUCGACGUGUUUUUCCAUGUGAAAAAAAGGCAAAACGUAAAUUGAACAAAGUUUUGUAAGAUAUUAAAUAUAUCUUUUGAGA
This is a messenger RNA of Actinia tenebrosa (Australian red waratah sea anemone), 958 nucleotides long. RefSeq lists its product as uncharacterized. The record is from RefSeq and is a predicted model, not a curated record. NCBI's taxonomy places the organism in Eukaryota, Metazoa, Cnidaria, Anthozoa, Actiniaria, Actiniidae.